AUGCCUUACGCCCUAUCUGAAUCUCACAAGCAAUUGGUCUCUGCUCACUUGACUGAAACUGAUCCAGAAGUUGAACAAAUCAUCAAGGAUGAAAUUGACAGACAAAAGCACUCUAUCGUGUUGAUUGCUUCUGAGAACUUCACCUCUACCUCUGUUUUCGAUGCAUUGGGAACUCCAAUGUGUAACAAGUACUCCGAAGGUUACCCAGGUGCAAGAUACUAUGGUGGUAACGAACACAUUGACCGCAUGGAAUUGCUAUGUCAAAAGAGAGCUCUGGAAGCUUUCAACUUGACUGCUGACAAGUGGGGUGUCAACGUGCAAACUUUGUCUGGUUCUCCAGCCAACUUGCAAGUUUACCAAGCUUUGAUGAGACCUCAUGAAAGAUUGAUGGGUUUGUUCUUGCCAGAUGGUGGUCACUUGUCUCACGGUUACCAAACCGAGAACAGAAAGAUUUCUGCUGUUUCCACUUACUUCGAAUCUUUCCCAUACAGAGUUGACCCAAAGACUGGUAUUAUUGACUACGACACUUUGGAAAAGAAUGCUAUUUUGUACAGACCAAAGAUUUUGGUUGCUGGUACUUCUGCAUACUGUCGUUUGAUCGAUUACAAGAGAAUGAGAGAAAUUGCUGACAAGGUCGGUGCUUACUUGAUGGUCGAUAUGGCUCACAUUUCUGGUUUGAUCGCUGCUGGUGUCAUCCCAUCUCCAUUCGAAUACGCUGAUAUUGUCACUACCACCACCCACAAGUCUUUGCGUGGUCCAAGAGGUGCCAUGAUCUUCUUCAGAAGAGGUAUCAGAUCUGUCAACCCAAAGACUGGUAAGGAAAUUCCAUACGACUUGGAAGGUCCAAUCAACUUCUCUGUUUUCCCAGGUCACCAAGGUGGUCCACACAACCACACCAUUUCCGCUUUGGCUACUGCUUUGAAGCAAGCUAACACCCCAGAAUUCAAGGAAUACCAAGUCCAAGUUCUAAAAAACGCCAAGGUUCUAGAAGAAGUUUUCAAAAAGUUGGGUUACAGAUUGGUCUCUGACGGUACUGACUCCCACAUGGUUCUAGUCUCCUUGAGAGAAAAGGGUGUCGAUGGUGCUCGUGUAGAAUAUGUUUGUGAAAAGAUCAACAUUGCUUUGAACAAGAACUCUAUUCCAGGUGACAAGUCUGCUUUGGUUCCAGGUGGUGUCCGUAUUGGUGCUCCAGCAAUGACUACCAGAGGUUUCGGUGAACCUGAGUUCGCUAAAAUUGUUGAAUACAUUGACAAGGCUGUUCAAUUCGCUGCCAAGACUCAACAAUCUUUGCCAAAGGAAGCUAACAGAUUAAAGGACUUCAAGGCUAAGGUUAACGAAGGUUCAGAAGAAUUGGAUCAAUUGAAGAAUGAAAUCUACCAAUGGGCUGGUGAAUUCCCAUUGCCAGUGUAA
This is a messenger RNA of Kluyveromyces marxianus DMKU3-1042, 1410 nucleotides long. RefSeq names its product glycine hydroxymethyltransferase SHM2 (gene SHM2). Gene Ontology annotation, molecular function: serine binding; pyridoxal phosphate binding; glycine hydroxymethyltransferase activity. The record is from RefSeq and is a predicted model, not a curated record. The transcript has a single exon. Gene Ontology annotation, biological process: tetrahydrofolate interconversion; L-serine catabolic process; folic acid metabolic process. Gene Ontology annotation, cellular component: cytoplasm. NCBI's taxonomy places the organism in Eukaryota, Fungi, Ascomycota, Saccharomycetes, Saccharomycetales, Saccharomycetaceae. The coding region runs from base 1 to 1410 and encodes 469 amino acids.